Molecule: messenger RNA, 2021 nt
Organism: Suncus etruscus (white-toothed pygmy shrew)
Lineage: Eukaryota; Metazoa; Chordata; Mammalia; Eulipotyphla; Soricidae
Gene: PDGFRL
Product: platelet derived growth factor receptor like
Source: RefSeq, a predicted model, not a curated record
AUGACAAUUCUACCCCAGGGCUUCAGUCUUACUUCCAAUGUUGCUCUCCCAGGCAAUCUGCCCAGGCACUGGACUUAUUCUUGCUCUGCACCGUUGCCCAUUGGUGCCAAUUUACUUGCUGGAGAAGAGGGGCUUUACCUCUCCCUUGCACCCCUAAACCCCGUUUCUCCAGGGUUUCCCACCUUUUCCAAACCCUGUUUAUCUCUCAGCUCUCUGACGGACUCAGAUAAUCUUGUGAGGAAAGAAAAAAAACUUUUCCAAGAAGUCUUCCAGACAUUGGGAAAGGAGCUAUAUUCACCCCCCAAGAAAGCUUCAAGGGAUUCAGGCAUAUCGACCGAAGUGGAGAUGAUGCUCAUGUCCUGCAGUGAGGCUAUCACACCCCAUUUUGGCCAGACAGAAUCUGAAACUAAAUCCUCCAGCCGUGGCGUCCUAGGCGCCCGCCCCGAGGCGGCACCCUCCGCCCGCCGCCUUCCCCUGAGCCCCCGGCCUUGCCCGUCGCUCUCCGAGCGCUUCUCGGCCCCGCCGUGCUGUCCCAGCUCCUGCACCGGGGUCCCCGGCCCCCAAGAUGAAGCUCCAGCUGCUGCUGGCGCUGCUGCUCUUGCACCACGCGCUGGAGGACGCUUGCCGGCAGCUGCUCGGCCCUGGGGAAUCCGGCCGGACUCGCUCCCGCCUGACGUCCCGUCGCGAGCAUCUCCUGCCGGAGCCUGGCCCAGCCCCAGUGUCCACGUGUCGGCGCGGGAGGCGGAGAGGAUGCUGCGGGCGGAUGCUAGCCCGGCACCAGGCAGCUCCGCGUCCCAGGGCAGGGCAGGGCAGGGCGAGGGCGGCUGCCACCUCAGCAAGGCGAGGGCUCCUCCUCCGGCUAACGAAGCGAUCUCCCGCCCUUUUGGAGAACGUAACUACAAUAGUCCCGUUGCUUUCUCACAGUUUGCUGGUCAACAUGCUCCAAAGAAUAAGCAUCCAAAGGAGCCGGGAGAGAACAGAGUCAAGCCAGCUGGCAAAAAGGUGAAACCCAAAAUUUUGAAAAUGAAGGACAGAGAUUCUACUGAUCAAAGAACAUCAUCUAUAAUGACACAGAUGUUGGAGAAAGGGCGCUUUCAGAAACCAGCAGCGACCCUUAGUCUGAAGGCAGGGCAGACCCUAGAGCUUCGAUGUAAAGGACUAAAAUUGAUGGAGUUAUCCUCCUAUUUUGACAUCUUUAAGGAUUCCCGUCUCAGUGUGAAGCAGCAUGCACGCUAUGGCCAGCUGAUCCUGGUCAAUUCCACCGCAGCUGACACAGGCGAGUUCAGCUGCUGGGGGCAGCUCUGUGAUGGCUACAUCUGCAGGAGGGAUGAGGCCAAGACCGGCUCCACCUACAUCUUUUUUACAGAGAAAGGGGAACUCUUUGUACCAUCUCCCAGCUACUUUGAUGUUGUCUACCUGAACCCUGACAGACAAGCUGUAGUUCCUUGUCGAGUGACCGUCGUGUCAGCCAAAGUCACUCUCCACAGGGAGUUUCCAGCCAAGGAAAUUCCAGCCAAUGGCACCGACAUCAUGUAUGACGUGAGGAGAGGCUUUGUCUACCUGCAGCCACAUUCUGACCAGCAAGGGGUUGUCUACUGCAAGGCGGAGGCUGGGGGCAAGUCUCAGAUCUCUGUCAAGUACCACCUGCUCUACGUGGAAGUUCCCAGUGGCCCUCCAUCAACCACCAUCUCAGCAUCCUCAAACAAAGUGAAAGGGGGGGAUGACAUUAGCAUCCUCUGCACUGUCCUAGGGGAGCCUGAUGUGGAGGUGGAGUUCAGGUGGAUCUAUCCAGGACAGAAGGAUGAGAGGCCCGUGACCAUCCAGGACACAUGGAGGCUGAUCCACAGGGGGCUCACACACACCACCCGGAUAUCCCAGAGUGUCCUCACAGUGGAGGACUUUGAGACCAUUGAUGUGGGAUAUUAUAUUUGCACGGCCCAGAAUCCCCAAGGACAGACUACAGUAGCCACCACUGUUGAGUUUUCCUAACUUGGAAAAAUGAAGCAGAAUGAACUGAUGGA